This is a messenger RNA of Penicillium maclennaniae, 1032 nucleotides long. RefSeq names its product DNA-3-methyladenine glycosylase II (gene alkA). Lineage: Eukaryota; Fungi; Ascomycota; Eurotiomycetes; Eurotiales; Aspergillaceae. The coding region runs from base 1 to 1032 and encodes 343 amino acids. Gene Ontology annotation, cellular component: nucleus; protein-DNA complex. The record is from RefSeq and is a predicted model, not a curated record. The transcript has 5 exons. Gene Ontology annotation, molecular function: alkylated DNA binding; DNA-7-methylguanine glycosylase activity; DNA-3-methyladenine glycosylase activity. Gene Ontology annotation, biological process: base-excision repair; base-excision repair, AP site formation; DNA alkylation repair.
AUGUCACUUCGGCGGUCAGCGCGGUUGGGCUCCAUCCCAAGCAUCAAGGCACAACUACCAGCCACGGUUAAGGUGACUCGAGUACCGACUAAUGGCAUCACCAAGCCUCGCAAAGCCUCUACAGUCAAGAAAGCAGCAUCAAGAGCCUCCACAGAUCCACAAUCCAACACAGAGAGUUCAUACUGGUCUCCAGAGCCUCCGACUGGGCUCUCGACCAACGUAACAGCCUAUCCCUCCAGACUAGAAGAUGCCUCGCCCUCAAAGACAGGAAUGCCGCCCCCGCUGGCUACAACGGGGACACUACUUGAACAAGCCACCGCCCACCUGAUCGCCACAGACCCUCGCCUGAAGUCAGUCAUAGAGCAGCAUCCAUGCUCGUUAUUCUCGCCUGCGGGUCUAGCGGAGCAAAUCGACCCAUUCAAUAGCUUGGUCAGCAGUAUCAUCGGGCAACAAGUCUCCGGCGCAGCGGCGAAGUCAAUUCGCAAUAAAUUCCUAGCGCUGUUCAAUAUCGAUGAUCCGGCCGGGAUCGCUCACUCACGGUUCCCCUUGCCAGCGGAGGUUGCCAAUGUUGAUCUCCCAACGCUAAGGACGGCGGGGUUGAGUCAGCGUAAAGCGGAAUACAUACAGGGACUGGCAGAGAAAUUUGCGAGUGGGGAGCUGAGUGCAAGGAUGCUGGCGAAGGCUAGCGAUGAGGAGCUUUUGGAGAAGCUUAUUGCUGUUCGGGGGCUGGGGAAGUGGUCUGUUGAAAUGUUUGCUAUGUUUGCGCUGAAGCGGACUGAUGUCUUUUCUACGGGAGAUCUUGGAGUGCAACGUGGGUGUGCGGCAUUUGUUGGUCGAGAUGUGACCAAGUUGAAAGGGAAAGGAGGUGGUAAGUUCAAGUACAUGGCGGAGAAGGAUAUGUUAGAAUUGGCGGCCAAAUUCUCGCCGUAUAGGAGCCUCUUCAUGUGGUACAUGUGGAGGAUCGAGGAUGUUGACAUCGCCGUAAACGAAGAAAUCGAUUUGUACAGUAUCAGUACACUUCACUUGAAUUAA